AUGUCCGGAAAGGGAAAGGGAGGCCGCGGAAAGAAGUCGACCACCAGGUCGGCCAAGGCUGGGCUGCAGUUCCCUGUGGGGCGUGUUGGCCGGUUCCUCAAGCGGGGCAAAUACGCGUCCCGCGUGGGAGCUGGAGCUCCGGUGUACCUGGCCGCCGUGCUGGAGUACCUGACCGCCGAGGUGCUUGAGCUGGCCGGCAACGCUGCCCGUGACAACAAGAAGGCACGCAUCAUCCCCCGCCACAUCCAGCUAGCCGUUCGCAACGACGAGGAGCUGAACAAGCUUCUCGGAGAGGUGACAAUCGCAUCCGGCGGUGUGUUGCCCAACAUCCAUGCGGUGCUCCUCCCCAAGAAGAUCGCUAAGAGAGUAAAGUUGUCCCAUAUGGAGAUACCUUCGUCUUGA
This is a messenger RNA of Ectocarpus sp. CCAP 1310/34, 402 nucleotides long. The record is from the annotation of a GenBank genome assembly. NCBI's taxonomy places the organism in Eukaryota, Phaeophyceae, Ectocarpales, Ectocarpaceae.